Messenger RNA from Aphis gossypii (cotton aphid), 2120 nucleotides. RefSeq lists its product as uncharacterized. Lineage: Eukaryota; Metazoa; Arthropoda; Insecta; Hemiptera; Aphididae. The coding region runs from base 293 to 2047 and encodes 584 amino acids. The transcript is spliced from 18 exons. The record is from RefSeq and is a predicted model, not a curated record.
AUUCGUUGGAAAUGUUUAAUAAUCGUAAUGAUUUCAAUGAACGAAAAAAAAGUCACAGUAAAUAGAGAAGUUGUUAAACAGUAUUUAUUAAUUCACAUAGUUCAUCCAUCCAAAUUCUGUUUAUAAAAUAUUUCAUUACUUCUAUUUUCCUAUUUGAAGAGUCAUAAAGACGGAUAAAGAAAGUUGUUCAUUGGGCACUUUAGCAGUGGUGUUCUAGUGUUUUACACGUCUAUACUCUACAUAAACCACAACUAGAUGUUUCAGAGGAUGAAUUAAUGUCUACGUAACAGCAAUGUCUGAUGAAAACAAAAUAUGGAGUGUAGUUGAAUUUGGCGAUGGUAGCAUCCAUAUAAUCCCAAAAAAUUGGUUUUUGGACAAAUCCAAAUGUUACUGGCUUAGUCAAGGAACAUUUAAAACAAUCAACGCUUACAUAAAAGCAGUUAAAAAAAUGGGUUGCCCUGAUGAAAACUGGCCUAUAUUUGAAGCUCAAAUACUAGCAGAAUCUGAUGAUUUUGAUGUUGCAUUCAAUAAACUCAAAAAGGCAGAAACUUAUUCUGAUUUAGCAACAGAUGCCGAACAAGAUAAGCUUAGCAGAAAUUUAAGGCACAAAAAAAGAAAAAUAAGUUCUUCAUCAUCGAGUGAUGAAGAUAAGUCGACUAAAAUUACAUUAGUUAAAGUACCUGCAGUACCGAAACCACCUUCAGGUGGUAAAAAUACAUCAGAUAUUGAUAAAAAAAAAUUAGCUUCUGGUACUGUUCAGUUUUACCAAAAAAAUAAGUCAUCAAACAAACCAGUUUCAUACGACUAUAAAGAACAUGUUCAAAGUCCAAUCUAUGGCGAAGCUUUCAGUAGUCAUCAAACUAAUUCAAAAAAUGUCCGUCGAAGUUUAAGCUACAAUAGUGAACCUUCAAGUGAUUGUCAAACUGAUUCAAAAAAUUUGUUUACAAAUUUAAAUUACGAAGAACCUUCCAAUGGUCGUCAAAUUAACUCAAAACGUUUUCAUCAAAGUCCAAGUUAUGAUGAAUUUUCCCGUGAUCAUCCAACUAACUCAAAAAAUUUGUUUACAAGUUUAAAUUACGAAGAACCUUCCAAUGGUCGUCAAAUUAACUCAAAACGUUUUCAUCAAAGUCCAAGUUAUGAUGAAUUUUCCCGUGAUCAUCCAACUAACUCAAAAAAUUUGUUUACAAGUUUAAAUUACGAAGAACCUUCCAAUGGUCGUCAAAUUAACUCAAAACGUUUUCAUCAAAGUCCAAGUUAUGAUGAAUUUUCCCGUGAUCAUCCAACUAACUCAAAAAAUUUGUUUACAAGUUUAAAUUACGAAGAACCUUCCAAUGGUCGUCAAAUUAACUCAAAACGUUUUCAUCAAAGUCCAAGUUAUGAUGAAUUUUCCCGUGAUCAUCCAACUAACUCAAAAAAUUCAUGUCAAAGUUCAAGCUAUGAUAACAACCUAACAGAUAAUAAAUCUCUAUUUCCAAAAGGAAAAAAUUGUGAACGAUGCCUUUCUAAUAAUGAUUUUCAAGACCGUGUACUAAGACAACUUUCACAUAUAAAACUUCAUUUAUUUAAAUUAGAUGAAAAACUUUCUGCAUUGAAUUAUCCUUCACUACAAAACACAAACAUUAUUGAUUUUUAUGAUACCAAUAUUUUAGACAAUUUCCCUCUUCAAUGUGAGCAAGAUUUACAAAAUGUUGAAAUAAAACUAACAAAUGAUGACAUUUAUAAGUCGAACAUGUUAACAGCUCUAUCCAAGAUGGGUGGUUCAAAGACAGAUGAAGCUACAAGGUAUAUUUUAAAAAAAAUAUACGCUGAUAAAUUAGCUAUGUGUUACAGUUGGAUGGGAGGAAAAAAAGGAAAAAAAGUCUUGUCUACUAUGAUACUUCCUAAAAUAAUAAUAGAAGUGGUACAGAAAAGAAUCUAUAACUGUACUGAAAUAGAUAUUGUGGAUUCAAUCAAAAAUUGGUUACGAAAUGCGUGUCAAAGAAACUUAAACAGCUUAAAGGCAGCUGAAAAAAGAAGCCUCGACUUACAUAAGGAAGAUGACAAUUAAAUAUAGAAUUCAAAAUAAAAAAAAAUUGUGUACUUAUAAACAAAAUAAAAUAAAUAUUAAUAUAUAAAAGAAA